CCGCCGCGGAACUCGGUGACUCGCUGCGUAAAAAGAAAGUUAUCCGUCUCCUCGCGAAGUGGCAUCUGGGGCUGAAAAGAAGAGGUGGCGGCCGAGUAAGCCCCCUUGCUCCCGCCCUCUCCUCUGGAACAAAGGCGCCGACAAUUCUGCUUUGCCCUCGCCGGAGAGAUGGCGUCGUUCAACUUCGGGGGGCUCAACGCCGCUUCUCGGAGGAAGAGCAUUUAUGCCCGCAACGCAACCGUUGAGAGACGAAAUCUCAUUACCGUCUGCAGGUUUUCUAUAAAGACACUGAUUGAUCGCUCAUGCUUCGAGACUAUUGAUGAUUCUUAUCCUGAAUUCAAUAAUUUUGCAGCUAUUUUGGAACAAAUUCUAAGCCAUCGGCUCAAAGGUCAAAUCUCUUGGUUUGGUUAUGAAAGCCCUCGUACUUUCUGGGAUUAUAUUAAGGUGGCUUGUCGCAAAAUUUCAUAUAACUGCAUUUGUAGCAUUGAGAAUAUGGAAAAUGUUGCCUCUUCAAGAGCUAGGGGAAGAGCUUGGAUUAGAGUAGCACUUAUGGAAAAACACUUGUCUGAAUAUAUUUCGGCAGCUUUGAGAGAUUUCAAAACAACCAGACGAUUCUAUGAAGAUGGAGCAAUUGUAUUGGGAGAAGAAGCAAACAUGCUAGCUGGCAUGCUGCUUGGACUCAAUGCUAUUGAUUUCAGCUUCUGCCUCAAAGGUGAAGCUUUGGAUGGCAACUAUCCAGCUGUGAUAGAUUAUACACCAUAUCUGAAAUUCACCCAAAGUUCUGACAGCAUCAGUAGUGAUGAGGAAGAGCUAAGAACACUGGGCAGUAGUGGUAGUGAAAGCAGUACUCCAGAAAACAUUGGUCCUCCUUUCAGCAUGGAUGAGAAUAGCUGGUACAACAAGUGCAAACGGGUUGAACAGAAAUACCUUCUCACUCUGGAACAAAAGGGUUAUCUAGAAGAACUAGUACGCCUCAGAGAGACUCAGCUGGCUGAAUCCAUCUCUCAGAAGAAGGCCUUGCAGCAGAAGAUAGAAACUAUGAAUCUGGCUCAUAAAAUGGAAAAGGAACAACUUGAGUACAUCAUUGUGGAACUGCAGGAUCAGCUAACUGUGCUAAAGAAUAAUGAUUUAAGAUCAAGACAAGAAUUAACUACCCAUCUCACCAAUCAGUGGCCUUCCCCAGGAGUUCUGGAUGUUAAUGCUGUUGCCUUGGAUACGCUGCUUUAUGGAAAGCAAAAUAAGCAAUGGGAUGAAAAGAGUUAUCACAGCCUGGACCAGCUCUCUGCUGAUGUAAGCUUUUCUCAGACAUCCCUGGAUCCAGGUAAUCCACCUGAUGCAGAUGGGAAGCAAGAUGGACUAAAUUUACUUAGUGAAGGAAAAGAAGAUACUCCUUCAUUACUUGGCCUUUGUGGUUCUUUGACAUCAGUUGCAAGUUACAAAUCUCUCACCAGCCUGAAAUCAAGUGAAUGUCUUGCAAGUCCUACAACAGAGAUAACAAGUCCUGGACUAACACCUUCUUGAACAAGUCUAAACAGAAAGAAGCUUUUGUGUCUGCAUUCAAUUGGCAUUUCUUAAUUUAUCAUUAAGACUUAUAAAAUGUCAACUCAAUUUUUUAAAAAUGCUUUCUUUUUUGUUUCCAUAAAUCUAAAAAACUGUUUUUGAAAACAAAAAUACACAUCAACUCCAUAACAAUAUUCAUGUUUUCAACAAACAAUUAAGACUAAAAUCCAGUAUAAAGGAAAACUAUUCUUAAUCACUAGAUUCAAUCUGCAAGGAAAAUAUUACAAUUAAUAGUAGUUCAUUCUAAAACCUCUAAGAAAAUAUGACACUAGAUUUUCAUAUAAAUGCUUUAAGUAUUUUGCAAUUUUUUGAUUAAAUCUAUUUUUUGCUAUUUAUUCUGUAAUAAAAUUUUAAAAUGAGGGCCAAAUAGCUAUGAUAACAGUAAACUUUAUUUAAUUUUUGAAGCUUUGCAAUUUAAACUUUGAAGUGCAAUUCUAUUUAGUAAGAGUUUAUUUUCCAGCAUUACUAGCAAUGGUUGAGUAUAUUAAUACGAUCUUGUGUAAAACAUUCAUACUUACAGGGACCUCUAAUUUUGAGGACUAUGAGGAAAUGCUUUAUUGUGCCAAAGAAGUUCUGUACAUUGUUUACUAGUGUACUGCAACAUGUGGGUAUCUACAAGUGCAGAAAUUUAAUUGUCAGAGUGACUACUACUAAUUUAAACAAAUGACGUGCCUCCAGUAAGACUUGCUUUGAAAAACAAAUAAGAUAGGGAAGCACAUUACUCAAAAUCUUGUAUUAGUAAGUUUACUGUGUUAACGUAUGUGGUGAGCUAACUUUUUAAAUGAAAUAGCUCCUGCUUUGUCAAAUGACAUACCGUAUUUUUCAGAAUAUAAGAUGCACCUUUCCCCCCCCAAAAAAGGAUGAAAAUCUGGGUACAUCUUAUACUCCAAAUGUAGCCCUGCCAGCCUCUCAAACGGAGGUUUCAGAGGCUGAAAAAAGCCUCCGAAAUGAAGUUUCAGAAAAAAGCCUCCAAACAGAGCUUCAGGAAAAAAGCCUCUGAAACAAAAGUUUCAGAGGCUUUUCUGAAGCUUUGUUUCGGACGCUUUCAGAGGCAGAAAAAAAAGUUUUUUCUGAAACAAAGUUUCAGAGGCUGAAAAAAAAAGCAAGGCAAACCUGUUGCUAAAAUUCACCUCUGGGAACAGCUGAUUGGGGGUAUUCCAGGAGGCCAAUCCAACCGCCAAUCAUCUUUUUUCUUAUUUUCUUCCCCCAAAACUAAGGUGCAUCUUAUACUCUGAUGUGUCUUACACUCCGAAAAAUACGGUAUACUAGCUACCUGAUAAUUUAAUGCAUGUUAUCUCUUGUGAAAUUAAUAUCUUUUAAGAACAUAAUGAGAAAUAUAACGUAGACUAACACUAACAAGCUUGUAUGUAAAAUCCAGUAUGGUCCAGUAAGUUGUUGAUCUAGAACAGUUAUGUUUUUAUAAUAGUUGAUGACUGAUUGGAAUAGAUGGAUGAAAAAUUUUAAUGUAUGUAUGAAAAAAAACAAUUGAAUCAAUGCUUGUGCAUGAAGAGAGUGUCUUGAAUUUGAAAACUUGCCAAGCUUUCAGAAUGAAAAAUUAUGCAAAUGUGUUGAGUUGUUGUAUCGACAUUGCAGAUACAUUAAACAUUUUGUACCACUGCUA
Pantherophis guttatus is the source of this 3181-nucleotide messenger RNA. It is a transcript of the gene RUNDC3B, whose product is annotated as RUN domain containing 3B. The record is from RefSeq and is a predicted model, not a curated record. Lineage: Eukaryota; Metazoa; Chordata; Lepidosauria; Squamata; Colubridae.